This is a messenger RNA of Suricata suricatta (meerkat), 4604 nucleotides long. RefSeq names its product phosphodiesterase 3B (gene PDE3B). The transcript is spliced from 17 exons. Gene Ontology annotation, molecular function: 3',5'-cyclic-AMP phosphodiesterase activity; protein kinase B binding. The coding region runs from base 1 to 3027 and encodes 1008 amino acids. Lineage: Eukaryota; Metazoa; Chordata; Mammalia; Carnivora; Herpestidae. Gene Ontology annotation, cellular component: membrane. Gene Ontology annotation, biological process: signal transduction. The record is from RefSeq and is a predicted model, not a curated record.
AUGAGCGUGUGCUCGCACAGCCUCAGCCCGCUGUUCAGCAUCGCCUGUGCCUUCUUCUUCCUCACCUGCUUCCUGACCCAGAGCAAGCGGGGCCCCGGGCCGGGCCGGAGCGGCGGCGGCGGCGGCGGCGCCUGGUGGCUGCUGGCGCUGCCAGCCUGCUGUUACCUGGGGGACUUCUUGGCGUGGCAGGCGUGGGCUUGGGCUCGGGGGGCCCCCGCCGCGGCCCAGCACACGCCCCCCGCGGUGGCGGGCAGGUUGUUCUCGGUGCUGAGCUGCGUGGGCUUGCUGACGCUCGCGCACCGGGCCCCGCUCCGCCACGGCAUCCUGGUGCUGCUCUUCUCCAGCCUCGUCUGGUGGGUCUCCGUCACCGGGCUCGGGUCGCUGCCCGCCGCCCUCAGGCCGCUGCUCGCCUGCCUGGUCGGAGACGCCGGCUGCCUGCUGGCCCUGGGCUUGGAUCACUUCUUCCAGAUCAGGGAAGCCCCUCAUCAUCCUCGCUUAGCCAGCACCGCCGAGGACAAAGUGCCUGUGAUCAGACCCCGCAGGAGGUCCAGCUGCGUGUCGUUCGGAGAAACUUCGGCCGGUUACUCCGGCAGUUCCAAGAUGUUCAGGAGACCCUCGUUGCCUUGCAUUUCCCGAGAACAGAUGAUUCUUUGGGAUUGGGACUUAAAGCAAUGGUAUAAACCUCAUUACCAGAAUUCUGGAGGCGGAAGUGGAGUUGAUCUUUCAGUGCUGAAUGAGGCUCGCAAUAUGGUGUCAGACCUUCUGAUUGAUCCAGCCCUUCCCCCACAAGUCAUUUCUUCCCUGCGGAGUAUCAGUAGCUUGAUGGGUGCUUUCUCAGGCUCCUGUAGGCCAAAGAUUAAUCCUCUCACACCGUUUCCUGGAUUUUACCCCUGCUCCGAAAUCGAGGACCUGACUGAGAAAGGAGAUCGAAAACCUCAUAAGGGACUAAACAGUAGGACUAGUUUACCGACUCCCCCGCUGAGGAGGAGUUCCGGAACUGCAAGUCUGCCACCUGUCCAACAGUUGUCUUCACGGUGGGAGCGCAGUAAUGGCAAAAGGCCACACCAAGAAUUUGGCAUUUCAAGUCAAGGAUCCUAUCUAAAUGGGCCUUUUAGUUCAAAUCUACUGACAAUCCCGAAGCAAAGGUCAUCUUCCGUAUCCCUAACUCACCAUAUAGGUCUAAGAAGAGCUGGUGCUUUACCCAGCCUGAGUCCUGUGAAUUCUCCCGGCCAUGGACCUGUCUCUGCUGGCUCUCCAGUUAAUCGGUCACCUAUAGAAUUUCCUGACACUUCCAGUUUUUUUACUAAGCCAAAUGUUACUUUACACAGAUCUCUGGGUAAUGCACCAAAUUCACCAGAUUUUUAUCAGCAUCUUAGAAAUUCUGAUAGCAGUUUAUGUAACUGCUGUGGACAUCAAAUAUUGAAAUAUGCUUCAGCAUCCGAAUCUGAGUCUGGUAUAGACAGCUACAGUGGAAAGUCAGGUGAUGAAGACAACACUGUUUGCUCAAAGCAAUCAUUCAGCCUCACAGAAGUGCACCAGGAAGUGGAGACAGAGAAGGCAGACUACACACAGUUAUUUUUGGAAGGUGAUACUCACCUAACGGAAGAGGCGCAGAAUGAACAGCAACCAAAUAUUGAAGAGGAAUCAUCACUGGACCUGAUUUUAAUAGAAGAUUAUGAUUCCUUAAUAGAAAAGAUGAGCAACUGGAAUUUUCAAAUAUUUGAAGUUGUAGAAAAAAUGGGAGAGAAAUCAGGAAGGAUCCUUAGUCAGGUUAUGUAUACCUUAUUUCAAGACACUGGUUUAUUGGAAAUAUUUAAAAUUCCCACUCUACAGUUCAUGAACUAUUUUCGUGCAUUAGAAAAUGGCUACCGAGACAUUCCUUAUCACAAUCGUAUACAUGCCACAGAUGUCCUACAUGCAGUUUGGUAUCUGACAACCCGGCCAAUUCCUGGUUUACAGCAGAUCCACAGUGAGCAUGCAACCGGAAAUCAAACAGAUUCAGAUGGAAGGAUGAACCCUGGGCACAUUGCUUACCUUUCCUCGAGGAGCUGCUCUAUUCCAGAUGAGAGCUAUGGGUGCCUUUCUUCAAACAUUCCUGCGCUGGAAUUGAUGGCUCUCUAUGUGGCAGCAGCCAUGCAUGAUUACGACCACCCAGGGCGGACGAAUGCAUUUCUAGUGGCCACCAAUGCCCCUCAGGCAGUUUUGUACAACGAUAGAUCUGUUCUAGAAAAUCAUCAUGCCGCAUCAGCUUGGAACCUAUAUCUUUCUCGCCCAGAAUACAACUUCCUUCUCAAUCUUGAUCAUGUGGAAUUCAAGCGCUUUCGUUUUUUAGUCAUUGAAGCGAUCCUUGCCACCGAUCUUAAAAAGCAUUUUGAUUUCCUUGCUGAAUUCAACGCCAAGGCCAACGACGUAAACAGUAACGGUAUAGAAUGGAGUAAUGAGAAUGACCGCCUGUUGGUAUGCCAGGUGUGCAUCAAGCUGGCGGAUAUAAAUGGCCCAGCGAAAGUUCGGGACUUGCAUUUGAAAUGGACAGAAGGCAUCGUCAAUGAAUUUUAUGAGCAGGGAGAUGAAGAAGCUAAUCUCGGUUUGCCCAUCAGUCCCUUCAUGGACCGUUCUUCGCCUCAACUAGCAAAACUCCAAGAAUCUUUCAUCACCCACAUAGUGGGUCCUCUGUGUAACUCCUAUGAUGCUGCCGGCUUGCUGCCGGGUCAGUGGGUAGAGGCAGAAGAUGAUGAAGAUGCCGAAAGUUGUUAUGAAGAAGAUGGCGAAGAAUUAGAUACAGAUGAAGAAAUAGAUGGCAACUUAAAUCCUAAACCACAGAGAAGGAAAGGCAGACGGCGGAUAUUUUGUCAGCUAAUGCACCACCUCACUGAAAACCACAAGAUCUGGAAGGAAAUCAUUGAGGAAGAAGAGAAAUGUAAAGCUGACGGGAAUAAACUGCAGGUGGAGAAUUCUUCCUUACCUCAAGCAGAUGACAUUCAGGUCAUUGAAGAAGCAGAUGAAGAGGAGGAGAGACAGUUUGAAUAAAAGAAAAGGCAUCUUGAAGAAGGCACACGGGCUGUGCCCAGGGUCAGGAGACCUCACCUGGCACUGACCCUGCAGACUCGCAGCCACCCGCUCCUGGGUGGCCAGGCCCGAGGACUUCCAGGGGACCCUGGUGGCGCUUUCGGCACCUGGACACUGGGUGACUGUCCGCAGAGCGGGGCUUCCGCUGGCUCAGCUGCGAAGCCCUUCGUGAGCGCCCCCACGGGUUCAGACUUUGUCCUGAUAAUGCUUUGCCCAGCAGUCAGGUCUGCUUUUCCAUGAGGGAAAAAAUUCAAGUGACCUCAGUUUCCAAAAUGGCCAGAACUUUUUGCUUUCACAAAAACAGGAUUCAUAUGGUUUUUCCAAAUGUGGCUUUUAGGUUUUUGAAUGUUUUGGGGGAAAAAAAAUGUGCCUGGCUAACAAGGAAUCCAGGGUUGCCUUUCUGAGGGAUCUGUUCAAUGCCAUUCUCCCAGCUACAUUUAUCCGUGAGAGACCGAGUGACCUUUGUUAAAUCUAACAAAAUACAGGCUUUUCACUGUUGCGUGUUUUCUACUAUGGCUGUUUUAUUUCCACUCUGCCAGAGUAUUCAGGUUUGCCACGGACAGCCGAAGUCUGAAUUCCAGUCUUCCUGACUUGCAUGCUAUGGUUGCAUUUUUAAAGCAGUUCAGGGUUAAUAAGGAAUUGUAUUGUUUAGUCAAAACUGCUAUUACUCUUUCUCAGGAUUAGUAUUUUUCAAGAUUUAGUUCAUAUAAACACAGAUUUGUCAGAAAAAGAAUUGUCCUAAAGGUGUUAACUUUUUAUGAAGUGAGCAUUAUUUUCUCUCAGAUCUCAUAAUUUGAGACUAAUUAAAGCCAAGGAAAAGGAGAGGUGUAAUGAAGCUAAUCCUAUCAAAGAACAAAGGCAGUAGUCAGAGUUCUAAAAGACACAGUGAAUAAUUAGAAUGUGUGCUUAUCUUUAGGUCUGUAUCUUAGGUGUCAUAGGGUCAGUCACUGUAAGACUGAUGCUAAUCUUCGUUAAUUUCCUCCUGCCUGGAGCCUACAUGACAGAAGGGACGGAUGACUACUCGGUACUUCUGGAGCCCAACCGCAAGUCUGAUUUUUAAGAAAGAAAAUGGUGGGGAAGACUUAAUUGCAAAGAAAGUGGAUAUUUACAAUGCUCAUGAACUCCUAGGGUACAGAUAUAUACCUUAGUUUUAAAAAAUUGAAGAUAUAAAGAGCAGCCUAAAUGAUAGCAAGAUGGUAGACUAAUUUGGGGGUUUUUUUUUGUUCUUGGAGACCAUAUUUUGGAUCCAUGUAGCUUUUGUAGACGGUAAAAACAUUAAUUUUCCAAGAUGAUUUGAGUUAUGAUGUCGGACAGUUUCUUACCUACCUGCAAUAUUUGGCAUAUCCCAAAGAUCUAUAGAAGUUUUGGAAGUUUUGAUCUUAUAGAAUAUUUAAUGAAUCACCAGGCUUUAUUUAUUAGACAUGUUGAGUGCUCGGUUCCUUCCUGCCACUUUUGCUACCACUGUCACAUAAUUUGUAACCUGGUCGCACAUUACUAAGUAAUAAAAUUUUAACUAAUUUAUUGAGUUUGCACUUACA